AUGGCUGCAGGCUUCCAGCGGAAGGCACAGCAGAAUUUUGCAUCACUGAUGAAGGAUAGCUGUCAGGGAGACAGGGAGAUGGAUGAGACAAGGAGCAGUGCCCGGGCAGGAGGUGAAGGCAUCAGGGCAGGAGACACCAGAGAAAGUGUCACCAGCAUAGGUGGCAGCACAGCAGGUGGUUAUGUUGCAGGAGGCACUGGGGCUGCAGGAGCCAGAGGAGGGAGUACCAGAGCAGGUGGCACUGAAGACGGAAACACUGGGGCAGGAGUGCUGGGACAGGAGGUGCUGGGCCUGGAAGCACCAGGACAGGAGGUGCCAGAGGAGGUACGACUAGAGCAGGUGGCACAGAAGCAGGAGACACUUGGGCAGGAGGUGCUAGGAUCAGGUGAUGCCAGAGCUGGUGGUACUGGGGCAGGGGGUGCUGAGGCAGGAGGCACCAGGACAGCAGGCACUAAAGGAUGUGGCGCCACAGUAAGAGGCACUGGGGGAGGAGGUGCUGGGCAGAAUGCAAAGGGCCAGGAGGCACUGGGACAGGAGGUACUGGGGCAGGAGGCCACAAGGCAGGAGGUGCCGGGGAAGGUCGUCUCAGAUAAGGUGACGCCAGAGCCAGCAGAGUCCAUGGGGAAGGAGAUAGGGGAGCCUGUGGCACAGGAAUUGGCAGAGAACUUAGUACAGGGUCCAGUGCAGCCAUGA
Schistocerca nitens (vagrant locust) is the source of this 693-nucleotide messenger RNA. RefSeq lists its product as uncharacterized. The transcript has 3 exons. The record is from RefSeq and is a predicted model, not a curated record. The coding region runs from base 1 to 693 and encodes 230 amino acids. Lineage: Eukaryota; Metazoa; Arthropoda; Insecta; Orthoptera; Acrididae.